Messenger RNA from Paramacrobiotus metropolitanus, 2172 nucleotides. RefSeq lists its product as uncharacterized. Gene Ontology annotation, molecular function: DNA binding; nucleotide binding; DNA-directed DNA polymerase activity. The coding region runs from base 1 to 2172 and encodes 723 amino acids. Gene Ontology annotation, biological process: DNA replication. The record is from RefSeq and is a predicted model, not a curated record. NCBI's taxonomy places the organism in Eukaryota, Metazoa, Tardigrada, Eutardigrada, Parachela, Macrobiotidae. The transcript is spliced from 5 exons.
AUGCGGUCGAUGCUGAAGAAGCGCGAUCGGAUGGUGGUGGCAGCCAGAAGGGCAGAUCGAAUGAUGGCGGCGGCUAUGGUGGCCGGACACGGUCACCUGGGCCUUGGCGCCCCCCGCGGUCGCGGUGGUAAUUUCGGAGGAAAUCGCGGCGGCUUCGGUCGUUGCGGAGGAAACGGUCGAGGUGGAUUUAGUGGUCGCGGGGGCUUCGCUGGUCGGCAAAACUCUGAUUCAGUAUUUUCCGGCGAUAUUACUGAGCACAUUCAGAUCAACGAAGCCGGUUCGAGAAUAUGGAAGAAGUUUCGGCUGCAUUCAAAGUGUUAUUUCGUAAAGAACCGCAAAGGAUCUACCCAACAUCAGUGCGGCGAAGUUUACUGCAAGAACUGCAAACAUCAUGAUCUACCUGAAUCCCAUGAAUGUUUUAUGAAACCCCGAAAAGUGACGGAUGAAGAGCUGGAGGAACACAAGAAUGCCAAGUUUUUAUACUUUGAUCUGGAGACGUGUGUGGCGGAAAACAAAGAGCUGGUCCCUAACCUUGCGGUGGUACAGGACGAUGAUGGCCACGAAUGGGUUUUCCCUGAGGACGGCGUGCCAUUGGGAAAUGAUAUUACUGAUUCCUUGUGCGCAUUUCUGUUCCACGAAAGACACCGAGACUUCUACAUUAUCGCUCACAAUUUUAAGGCUUUUGACGGUUACUUCAUUUUGAACUGGCUGCUGAAGAACGGGAUCACUCCAAAUGUUAUUAUGAAUGGCGGAAAGCUGAUGCAACUGGAUGUGACAGAGUAUAACAUACGUUUCCGUGAUAGCAUCAACUAUAAUCCGCAAAGCCUAGCCAAAUGGCCGGCGACCUUCGGUAUACCCAAUAUUGGAAAAGGAACUUUUCCACAUAAGUUCAACCGGAAAGAAAACUGGGACAUGGUCACGCCUUUUCCUGAUCCCGAAGAGUAUGGAUUUUCCGCAGUGAACAGGAAAUCCAGAGCAUCAUUUAUACAGUGGUAUGACGUUGAAUCCAAAGAAAAAAAUCACGUUUUCGAUUUUCGAAAAGAGAUUGUGGAUUACUGCCGGAUGGAUGUGACGGUCCUGCGACUGUGCUGCCAGCAAUUCCGUCGACUAUUCCAAGAAAUCAGCAACGGAUUGUGUCCUUUUGUAUCGGCAAUGACCAUUGCGGGAGUGUGCAAUCGAUUCUGGAAAUCCUUUAUCUUGAAACCUGAGCAAAUCGGAUUACUUCCUCAACGCGUUCAUGCCAAGAACCGCAAUCAGUCGGAAAUCGCCAAAAAAUGGCUGGCUUGGAUGGAAUCGCAGGAAGACUAUGAAAUUGAAUCUGUAUUAACUGGAGCAGAACAUCAAAUUGGACCGUACUUUGUUGACGGAUUCCGCCCGGAUAUUAAUCACGUCUACGAAUUCUACGGCUGCUGGUACCAUGGAUGCCCUCGAUGUCAUGCUGGAGAUACUAUACAUCCGCUGCGUAAUUUACCAAUGUCGGAAAAUUAUAACGAAACAUUGGAGCGGGAAAAGUACAUCCGGAACCAAGGGUAUGGAUUAACCGUCAUCUGGGAGCAUGAGUAUCACGACCAAGUAAAGGCGGAUCCCGAAAUGAGAGCAUUUGUCCAGGGACUGUCAUUUAUCGCACCUUUAAACCCUCGUGAUGCUUUUUACGGUGGUCGGACCAACGCCGUCAAGCUAUUCCAUGAAGUGAGCGGUGACGAAAAGAUUAAUUAUUUUGACGUCAACAGCGAGUAUCUUUGCGUCAACAAAAACAAACGGUACCCAAUCGGCCAUCCCACCAUCAUAACUAAAGACUUUGGGGAUAUUCGCAACUACUUUGGAGUAGUGCAAUGCCGAAUCCUACGGCCUGGAAACCUACAACUUCCCGUGCUUCCCCACCGCUCGGGUGGAAAGUUAACGUUUCCUUUGAGCCGCACAUGUGUGGACAACUAUCAAAACGAUCAGUGUGAGCACACGGACGAAGAGCGCGCUUUAACGGGCACGUGGUGCACUCCGGAAAUUAUUGCUGCUCUGGACCGUGGCUACGUUGUUGUCAAGAUCUAUGAAGUGUGGCAUUUCGACCAACAUGAUGACCACCUUUUCGAGGAAUAUAUCAACAAGUUUUUAAAAAUUAAGACGGAAGCCAGUGGAUGGCCGCCGCACGUCCAAACCGAGGAGGAGAAGCACUAA